Molecule: messenger RNA, 1470 nt
Organism: Penicillium salamii
Lineage: Eukaryota; Fungi; Ascomycota; Eurotiomycetes; Eurotiales; Aspergillaceae
Source: the annotation of a GenBank genome assembly
AUGGCCCCCUCAACAACAAUAGACGCCUUGACAGGUGCUCUGGUUGCCCGCUUCCUGCGUAGUCAUGAUUAUUCCGAGACACUAGAGGCUUUUCUCCGCGAGGCUGAGCUUCCUCCCGACGUGGGGCAAGGCCCAGACGGCAUCAAUGACUGGACUAUCCAAAGAUUGAUUGAAGAGAAAAAAACCUAUGAUUCUACUGCAAAUUUUGAGCGGUACGGCCAAGAUGAGAAAAGGUCAACUGCAUGGAGUGAACCAGCGCCAUCAAACCCAGUCGUUGUUCAAACGGCAACAUCUGCGAAUCCACUUUCCGUGUCCGUAGAGCAAUGGCAAUGCCCUCGUGAUGACGACGAGCAAGAUGCUACAGCGCGGUCCUAUGUUGUCUCGACGGGGUCAGACAAACAAGUCCAUUUGCUCAAUACAGAGGAGGGCAACGCCGCCGCUGCAUCCUUCCCAGGGAUCUCUGACUCGCCUGUUCUUUCACUUGUAUCCAUACUCCAUGGACGGUACAUCCUCAUGACCAACAUGUCUGGUAAAUUGCUUCUCCAGCAUGGCCACCAAACAUUGGAUACAAGGAAAGAUCAUGCCAAAUACGCCGUCAAAGUAAUUGUCUUCCAAGAUAAAAUCAUUUCAUCCAAGUGGUGGGUAGCAACCGCUGGUUGGGACCAGACUGUGCUCCUGUAUUGCCUCAAUAUCCCUGAAAGCAAUGCCUCGAUGUUGAGGAUAGGCGACCCUGUUGCACGCAUCAAGCUCAUCUCUAACCCGGAAUCGCUUCUAUUUGUGCCGCAUAUUGAUACGAACGAGCUCCUGCUCCUCGUUUCACGUCGAGACUCCACUGUUAUUCACUACUAUCAAGUUGAAGCCGACGAUGCCGAUGUUGACGCUGCUCGUGAGAAUGGACCCCGAGAAGCUCGACUUUUGGGUCAGCAGAAUCUGGCCCCCCAUUCAAACACAUGGGUUGCAUUUUCGCCGGCCGAUAUGGUACUCAGUCCAAAUGAUCCUGGCUUACUGGCUGUGGCUACCUCGACACUGCCGCACCUGAAGGUCAUGAUUGUGCGCCUAUUAUUCCCAAACGCCACAGCAGACCAAUGCGGACCUACUUCUACGACAGACCAAAUUACACAAGCGUCACAGGCAAUGGCAAAUUUGACAAUGCAGAACCGUGAGGACGCUGCCAUUCUCGUGCAAGCGAAUACAUUCGCAUCGCAGACUGCUUACUCUACUCCGCAGCUGGCGUGGCGGCCUGAUGGGUCUGGAGUGUGGGUGAACGGCGACGAUGGUGUCGUUCGUGGUGUGGAAACCAAGACUGGAAAGGUCAUAGCUCUAUUGAAGGGCGGCCAUGAGCCAGGAUGCAAGGUACGGUCUGUUUGGUCUGGAUAUGUUGCUGUUCCCCAACCUGGAGGCCAUACAGUGCGUGAGGAAUGGGUUAUCAGCGGCGGAUUCGACAAAAGAGUGGUUAUUUGGAAGACAUAG